CCGGAGACGGAAGCGUCUGUGUUGGUUAGCUUUAGCCGGCAGAGCGGUGCUACAAUCAUACGCGUGCUAAAGAUAGGCAGAGACAUAUCGCAAAAAACUUUUUGAACAACAUAUAUGUCAUUUGGCGGAAGUCAAAACGGCGGCCGCCGCACCAGCAAGUGGGACCAGCCGGGUCCAGGUUCUGGAGGUGCGACCGAGGCUGCACCCACCGGGGCUCUGGACGCUGCUGCUGCCGUGGCCGCCAAGAUUAACGCCAUGCUGAUCGCCAAGGGCAAACUCAAGCCGUCACAGAUAGGCACACCGGGAUUUGUUGAUAAGGCACUGGCCACUGGGAAGCCUCUGGUGCCUGCAAAGACCAAAGAUGACCUGGUGGUGGCAGAAGUUGAGAUCAACGACGUCCCCAUCACUUGCCGCAAUCUCUUGACGCGAGGGCAGACGCAGGAUGAGAUCAGUAAAGUGAGCGGUGCUGCUGUGUCAACCAGAGGUCGCUACAUGUCCCCAGAGGAGCGGAGCAAAGCGCCUCCAGGGGAUCGGCCGCUGUAUCUGCACGUUCAAGGGCAGACGAGGGAUAUUGUGGACCGGGCUGUCAACAAAAUCAAGGAGAUCAUCACCAAUGGGGUCGUGAAAGCGGCAACUGCAACGUCCUCAGCGUCCCCUUCUUUCUCCUCAUCCGGUGUGCCGUCAGUUACAGUUUAUCAGCAACCACCUCCACCCUCACUGCCUCCAAUGCCCCCCCACAAACCACACUUCCAGACCGGGAUGCAUUACGUUCAAGAUAAAAUCUUUGUGGGCCUGGAGCACGCUAUCCCGGGCUUUGUGGUCAAAGAGCGUGUGGAGGGUCCCAGCUGCUCGUACCUGCAGCACAUCCAGGCUGAAACCGGGGCCAAAGUCUUCCUCAGGGGAAAAGGCUCGGGCUGUUUGGAGCCUACGUCUGGAAGAGAGGCGUUUGAGCCCAUGUACAUCUACAUCAGCCAUCCCAAACCAGAGGGUCUUGCAGCAGCCAAGACGUUGUGUCAAAACCUGCUUCAGACUGUCCACGCAGAGUAUUCCCGCUUCCUCACUCAAAUGAGCUCAGUGAUGCCAUCUCAACAAGGCUUUACACCGCCCCCGGUCGUGAACGGGAUGCCCCCACAGCCCGCCUUCUACCCCCCAGCUGGGUUUCAGCCGGGCUUUCCACUGCCUGUGCCCCCACCUCAGCCCCACCCUCCACCACCACCCUUCUCUGUUCCCCCUCCCAUGCCCCCCGUGCCACCCAAGGGUGUUCUCCCUCAGUAUCCACCUGGAACAACUAUAAAUAUCGCACCGCCCGUGGGUCCGGCGCCUGUUCCUGUUCCGCCCCCUGUUCCUGCCCCGGCUCCUGCUCCAGCUCCUGUGGCUCAGACCGUUCCACCUCUCGUGUCCUUUCCUCCAUCAGCUGUGGCGCCGCCCAAAGCACCGCCUCCCGCCAUCCCGGCCAAUCCGCCUCAGAAGAGACGCUUCACAGAGGAAGUGCCGGAUGAGUGUGACAGUGGCCUGCUUGGAUAUCAGGUGCAGGCUUCUCAGCGGGCGGCCCCGAGACUACAGGACCCCCAUCAUCGAGUUCCUCUGGCCCACCGAGUGAGAGGGACAGGUACUGAAAGUUCUGUUGGACUAGAUGUACAUAGAGACACUCAGUUCACGAGACGAUACACGAGAUUGUGUCUACGGGAACGAGAUGAGACGAGAUUUUAACAUUUCUUUUAAGAAAAGUACAGUGAAAAAAUGUAAAAAAUAUGACAAUAUGUUUCAGUCUACAGUACUAAUUGAAUUUCUAUUACGUUACGCUCUUCUGCACUCUGUGUGUAUGCCAGUGGCCCCGCCUCCACCCCUGAGGGAAAAACAAACUGUAUGACUGACAAAAGGGCUCACUCCGUUCAUUGUGUGGUUCUAUGGGACAACCGCGCCACGGUGCUGAAACAAAUCCCUCGUUUAUCGCGGUUAUUGGUUCCAGACCCAACUGUGAUAAGUGAAUUUCCACGAAGUAGGAUUAUAAUAAUCAAUCAAACUUUUAUGUAUAUAGCCCCUUACAUCAGCUGUAGCUGAAUCAAAGUGCUGUACAACAGUGCAAGAAAAAACAGCAAAAUAACACAAGAAGAAUCAAAUAAAAUAAUAAAUAAAAGGUAUUAAAAGAUUAUAACAUUUUAAAAGAGUGUCUCAUGUGCCAAAUGCACUUUGGAGCAAUUGAGUCUUCAGUUUUGCUUUAAACAGAUGAAAGUCCGUGAUGGUCCGCAAUAAUAUCAACUCUGAAACAGACUGGAAGCCAGUGCAGAGUGCGCAGAACUGGAGUGAUGUGGCUCUGUCUACGAGUGCUGGUCAAAAGCUGUGCAGCAGCAUUUUGUGCCAGUUGUAAGCGGUUGAAUAAAGACUGGUAGUUACCAACAUACAUACAGGGCAUUACGGUAGUCAAUGCGAGAACUAAUGAUCGCACACGACGCUUUCAACAUCUCUCCGACGAACAAAGGGCUUCACUUUAGGCAGAAAGCAGAGCUGGAAGAAACUAGUUCCAACAAUGUUUGCCAAAGUUCCCGUAGCUGUCAAACUUAACACCCAGAUUACUAAUCACAGAUUUACAAUGGGGGCAAGAGAGUCCAUAUCGGGAACAGCACCAGCGAUAAUAAAAUGCAUUCAGUUUUGGACUCAUUCAGAUGUAAAAAGUUAUGUGACGGCCAUUUCUUGAUGUCUCCAAUGCAGUUAAAAACGGAAUCCAUUGUGUUAGGAUUGUUUGGGACAACUGGUAAAUAAGGUUGGAGGUCGUUGACAUAAAAAUGAAAGAAAAGGUCAUGCUUGACGAUAACUUAACUGAGGGGCAACAAAUAUAAAGCAAACAGGACUGGGCCAGGAAUGGAUCCCUGUGGCACACCAGAGUGGAGCAGUGGAAGACACAAAAUCAUGAAUUGUUACAGCAAAAGUCCUGUCAGUCAAAUAUGACUUGAACAACUGAUAAACGGCCAAACGCUGGAGGAGUAUAGCCUGGUCCAGCGUGUCACAUGCAGCAGUGAAGUCAAGCAUCACCAGCAACACAGGUUUUUUGGAGUCAAGAGAUAAAAGAAUGUCAUUCUGAACUUUUAAGUAUCAGUUCUGCGUUGCGAUCUAAAACCAGACUGAAACUUAUCCAAAGUUAUAUUGAAUAAUAGAAUAAUAAUAGAGAUUUACAGUAUAUAGUGCUUUUUGAGGUACCCAAAGCACUGGAGGAUAAGUGGAGGAAGCAGGGAUCAAACCACCAACCUUUUGGUUUCUGGAAGACCUGCUCUAACUCCUGAGCCACUUGUGGACCAGAUUCCUUAUUUAUUUUUUAUAACUUGAAUAGUUUCAUAAUUAGAGCAUAGAAAACCAGUUUACGACUUUCUAAAUGUCCUAAAUGUUUUCAACGUCUUUGAAUGCGUCUUCUGAAGGCCGUAUAUUUGUAUUUUAGUUCAUUUAGCCAUUUUUAUGGCCUGAGACCAUAAUUAAUCAUACAAUCAAUGAAAAUUAACUGAAAAUUAACAUCACUCUGUGCAUUGGCUAAAUGAAGCAUUUCUAAGCAUAAAAAUGGCUAAAUGACUAAAUGAAUACAAAUAUAAUACAAAUAUAAGGCAUUCAUAAGACACAUUCAAAGGUGUUGUGAUGAUAUGUAGUAUUUUACACUGGUCACUAGGUGUCAGUAAUGUUACACUGAUGAGACAAUAGCCACCACAGGAAGGACUGUACAGAGCAGAAAAACCCCAAGGAACUCUCCCAAUGCUGACAUGUGAAUCAUGUCUUGUUAAUGUCUUAAAUGUCCUAUUUUCUCUCCAUAUGUCUACUAUAUUGGGUAAUGGGCGCGUAAAGGUGACUACAGAUGUGUUACUUUUUGUCUAGAGGGGUUCCAAUAAUGUUAAAACGUGUAUUUACAAGGUCGUAAACAGGUUUUUUAUGCUCUAACUACAAAAAUAUUUUAUUUAUAAAUAAGCAAUCCUGCUUUGCGGAAAUGCACUUAUCUCAGUGGAAGCAAUGAAUGACAAACAAGGGAUUAUUGUACUUUCUAGCAUACACAUGGGUGUCCAAACUAUUUCCAGUGUGCGCCAAAUACAGACAACAAAAUGUUACAGUACUUUUUCUCUUUUUUUACAUUUUUGUUUGUAUGUAGCAAUGCUCUUUACUUACAUUUUUAGUAUUCUUAAUUUUAAUAAUAAAAAGAAAUUGCACUACAUUUUAAUACAAUUUCAAAAGACCUGUUGAAAACCCCUUUGCCGUUUUUUGGGUUUUUUUUUUUUAUGUAUUGUUUGACUGUAACCCUGACCAGUGUUGCCAUAGGGCAUAUUCCCUGCUGCUGUGUUUUACUUUUAAUCAGUUCAAGUCUUUUUGUACGACGGAGUACAAGGGCCACAUUGAGGGGGGAAAAAAUCAGACAUUUUGAGUAUAAAGUCGUAAAUUCAUGAGGAAAAAAACGUAAUAUUACGAGAAUAAAGUGGUAAAUGUACGAGAAUAAAGUUGCAAAUUUAUGAGAAAAAAGUUGUAGUACAGUGUUCCCUCGCUACAUCGCGGUUCACCUUUUGGGGAUUCUCUGUUUUGCAGAUUUUUUGAAGUGCAGUUUUGCAGAUUUUUUUUAACAGCGUAUGAGCACGUAUUGUGUUGUGCAUCGCUGUGGAGCGAUCCAUCAGUGCUCUGUUGUAUGUGUCUGUUAUUGCAUGUACUACUGCUACCAGUAGAGGGUGUUGUAUACUCAUGUGAGUGUUGGAGACGCGUGCAGCUUCACCUGUCUCAGUAUGUGUUUACGUGCCUGACGAGCACAUUCGGCUAAAUAUAGAGACACAAGAGUCCUUAUCGGCUAAGGGACAACCCGCCCAUUGUGUUCUGCGUCCUGACCAUUGUCAAUCAAUCUCCUUCGUGCCGUUUCCUGUUGUGGUCAAUAGUCGCUAGCAAACGAGCUAACUUUGUGAGUUGCUUGCUAACCGCCAAUAAACAAUAGAAGAAGAAAAAGCUAACCGGCUAAAUGAAGGGGCAAUAAGUUUUAACAAGGAUACAAAAACGCUACAGACGAGUGGAUACGCGUGAGUCACAUAAUCAUUUCUUGUGUCCAAGCUUGCAGAUUUAUUGUUUCAAUUCAAACUAAAUUUGAACUCCGAGAGUGUUUAAACGAGAGAGAAAUAUUAAUGUCUGUUUGAGAAAAGUGUAUAAAGUGCAUUUGAGGGGUUUUACAGCCGUAAAACAUAAUUGUAAACUAAUAAAGUUGGCUACUUGGGGGAUUUCUCUUAUUGCGGGCCAUUCUGGGAACCUGUCCCCCGCAUAAACGAGGGAACACUGUAUUCCAAAAAUGAAGUUGUACAUUUAUGAGAAAAAGCUCGUAAUAUUACGAGAAAGUCGCAAGUUUAGGAGAAAAAACUUGUGAUAUAAUGAGAAAAUAGUAAAUGUACGCAAACAAAGUCCUCAAUUUACAUGAAAAAAGUUGUAAGAUUACGUGUCAGAGGGAAAAUAGAGCUUCAAGCAAUGCUUUUAUUUAUCUCGUGGCAGCAAAACAGAGCUGUGGCACUCACAUUCAGCCUUCCUUACCCCGCCGCCUCCUCAUGUCCAAGGCCAAAGGUCACAUGAGUGCCCCCUUUUCAUAGCUGUUUCAGGCAAUGCCUGUAACAUUAAGUUACCAUUUUUUUCUCGUAAAUUUACGACUAUUCUUGAAAUCUCUGAUUAUUUUAAUUAUGUCGUAACAGUCAUUGCUUGAGACAGCUAUGAAAAGCGGGGACUUAUGUGACCUUUGGCCUUUAUGAUGUUAUUCUCGUAACAUGAUGACAUUUCGAGAAUAAAGUCAUAAUUUUUUUUUUGGCAAUGUGGCCCAAAUACUCUGUCGUCUUGUUGUUGUGUUAAAUACAUAAACGGGUAACUCCUGUCUUUUGAUCUUUCCUCAGUAGGCAGCUAAUGCCUCCACCCCUGUUGCCUGUAAAUGUAGUGAGACCGCAGCUGGAAGAGAGGAGGGCACCGCAAGGCCCUGUGGGUAAGUGAAUGAUGUCACAUUGUUACUGACAGUGGACCCCCCCUCAUUUUAGACAUUUGAACCUCCCAAGACUUGAUGCAGGGCUACGAUAAAAGGAUGUGAAAUGUUUCCAGGCAGAUUAGGUUACGGUCAGCACACUCAGCUGGCCUUGAUGCUUUGUAGGAUUCUUCCAGGAUUCUCCUCCUAAUAGUUGAAGUGGAACGUUGACCUUGUUGUCCAGUGUUCAGUCCUUUUGUCCCGUUCUGAUGACAUCAUCAGUCUGCAUUCUCACUAACGAGAAUCUCUCCUGUUUUUGUGUUUUCUCUUUUUUUCUGUGUUUUUCUUCUCUUCCAUGUAUCUCUGGGGCUGAUGCUGGAUACUAUUUGGGGGUGGGGCACGACCUGUCCCGUGGCGCCGGAUUGGACGGCCUAUAACCAAUGGCGGUUUUGCGGAUGUCCCACCCGUCCUGUGCUCGGCAUAAAUUUUGUUUGAAUUCACUGAACUGAACUAAUUUGCUUCUUCCUAUUUGAAUCAUGCUGCUGCCGUUGUGUUGUGGUUGCUUUCUUGUCCUCUUUCUCCCCUUCCUUUUGCAUGUGUGCUUCUUUUGCGGCACUCUAUCGCUUUCUAGCAGAGCCUGCAGGGAAGAGAAUAAAAACGGGAUUGGUGGCGUAUGCAGGCGAUUCCUCCGACGAAGAAGACGACCACUCAGCCACCAAAGCUUCAGGGCCAGGUAACCCUGGAGCAUCCCCUACUACCUCCUUAGACUGGAUCCAGGGCUAU
Dunckerocampus dactyliophorus (ringed pipefish) is the source of this 6721-nucleotide messenger RNA. It is a transcript of the gene khdc4, whose product is annotated as KH domain containing 4, pre-mRNA splicing factor. Lineage: Eukaryota; Metazoa; Chordata; Actinopteri; Syngnathiformes; Syngnathidae. The transcript has 12 exons. Gene Ontology annotation, molecular function: RNA binding. The coding region runs from base 115 to 1710 and encodes 531 amino acids. The record is from RefSeq and is a predicted model, not a curated record. Gene Ontology annotation, cellular component: nucleus.